AAAAAAUAAAACAAAAGAAUUAGGAGAGGAAAAAGGAAAAAAAAAAGAAAGACAAAACCGAGAUGGAGGAUUUCCAAUCUCCUAGAAUGCGAUCUUACACAUCGUAUGAAGGAGAUAGGAACCUCCAACUGGUUAAUCCUGUAGAUUUAAGAGCGGUCAGAGGGAUUUAUAUUGUUAGAGAAUCGAGGCGUAAUCGACCUCCGAUGACAUCGGAUUUAUGGCGCAAGAUGUCUUACAAAGACUUGCCCGUUAGACCCAGAAGAUCCUCUUCUCAUUCAACAUCGUUUAAGGGAUGGUGGAACGAUCCGGAGUUAAAGAGAAAGAGACGAGUGGCUAAAUACAAAUUUUAUUCAGCCGAAGGAAAGAUGAAGAUACCUUUGAGAAAGAGUUACAAAUGGAUUAAGAUCCAAUGCUCGAAGAUUAUUCAUGGAAUAUAGGUCUCUCUCUCUCUCUCUACUCUGUUUUAUCUGUUUAGAAGUUUGUUUUGAAAAAGUAUUAAAUCAUGUAUCUAAUUUAAUUUAUUUUAUUCAUUCUGUAAUAAUUGUGUUCAUUGUGUAUUUCUAUGACAUUCAAUUAACUUGCACAUCCAGAAAAUAAAUAAAUACGACUACAUUUAUAU
Arabidopsis lyrata subsp. lyrata is the source of this 619-nucleotide messenger RNA. RefSeq lists its product as uncharacterized. The record is from RefSeq and is a predicted model, not a curated record. Lineage: Eukaryota; Viridiplantae; Streptophyta; Magnoliopsida; Brassicales; Brassicaceae. The transcript has 2 exons. Bases 63 to 437 code for a protein of 124 amino acids.